AUGCUUUUUCUCAUUCGAUUUGCUCAGAUUCAUGAGUCCUUCCGAUUGGCAGAACUCAAAGCUCUCGCGGAGCUCGAGUGUGAAGAUCUCAAAAUUGCGGAACAUGAUGACAAGAAUCCAUUCUGUAUCGUUGAGAUGUCCUCAGUCGAGGCAUCGAAACGAGUAAUAAGUCGAUCAAUUCUGGCCCAGUCCAUUCAUGAACUCUGGGGAUCAGGCUCGACUUUAAAUGAGCUCCACGAGGAUAUCAAAUCUAUACUACCUGAUCGUGGACACUUGUACAAGGAUGCAUCGUUCAAGUUCGAGGUGGAGUGUUUCCAAGGUACGCGAUCGAAGAAGGCUCGGAUGGAAAUCAUUCAUUCCCUCGCCUAUCUGCCGUUUGAGGGUCCUAUCAAAAUGAAAGACCCUCAAGAGCACUUCACCAUCUUCGAGUAUUGGCCGUAUCAGAGUGUUUUUUUGGGCAUCGAAAACCCGGAGAGACUCUACUUUGCGCGAUUUGUCGGAGGGACAUCGCGGGACAUCGUCCAUAAGUAUGACCUGAAAAAGCGAGGGUACAUAUCAACAACGAGCAUGGACUCGGAGUUGGCUUUGGUCACUGCAAACAUUGCGCUUGCGGACUCGGGGAAAUUGUUUUUUGACCCGUUCGUAGGGACGGGGUCUUUCCCUAUAGCAUGUUCGCACUUUGGCGCUACAACCUGGGGCAGCGACAUUGACGGGAGAAGUCUCCGUGGUGAUGGGAAGGAUAAGAGUCUCAAGGGAAACUUCUCGCAAUACGGAAUGAAAGAACGCAUCGGAGACGUUUUCGCAUCUGAUCUCACCAACACGCCACUUCAAUUACGCAGGAUCUGGGACGGGAUCGUUUGUGACCCCCCAUACGGUGUUCGAGAAGGCUUGCGGGUGCUGGGAUGCAGAGAUCCCUUGCUUAAACCGUGGCAACUCGAACUCAGCAAGAAGAAUUACAAAGAGCCCGAUUAUGUGCCGCCUAAGAAGCCAUACAGCUUCUACGCCAUGUUGGACAAUAUCCUGGCUUUCGCGGCGUCCACUUUGGUAGACAACGGCCGCUUGUCCUUCUGGAUGCCCACAGCAAACGACGAGGACCGCGAAAUUGCUAUACCUGAGCAUCCUCGUCUUCAGGUUGUCUCAGUUUGCACUCAAGUUUUCCACAAAUGGUCACGUAGACUGAUUACUUACCGUCGCGUGUCAGACGCUGAGGUAUCUCCAGCGGCUCUGCAAGCCUUUGCAGUGCGCCAACAAGUGACGGUGGAGGGUAGAACGGCGGACGAGCUAAACCCAUUCAGAAAUGAAUAUUUCAAGGGGUUUAACAGCGAGAAGUAA
Molecule: messenger RNA, 1332 nt
Organism: Emericellopsis atlantica
Lineage: Eukaryota; Fungi; Ascomycota; Sordariomycetes; Hypocreales; Bionectriaceae
Product: S-adenosyl-L-methionine-dependent methyltransferase
Exons: 4
Coding region: 1-1332 (443 amino acids)
Biological process (GO): methylation
Cellular component (GO): cytoplasm
Molecular function (GO): nucleic acid binding
Source: RefSeq, a predicted model, not a curated record